UCUCAUUGUACAACCUUUCUUCAACUUCUUGUUCUCUUCCCACACUCUGUUCUCAGCCUCCUCCGCUCCCCUCCGCCUGUUCUCAGGAUCAUGAAGGUCGCCAGUGGCAGUGCCGCAGCCGCUGCAGGCCCUAGCUGUUCGCUGAAGGCGGGCAGGACAGCGGGCGAGGUGGUACUUGGUCUGUCGGAGCAAAGCGUGGCCAUCUCGCGCUGCGCUGGGACGCGCCUGCCCGCCUUGCUGGACGAGCAGCAGGUGAACGUCCUGCUCUACGACAUGAACGGCUGCUACUCACGCCUCAAGGAGCUGGUGCCCACCCUGCCCCAGAACCGCAAAGUGAGCAAGGUGGAGAUCCUGCAGCAUGUAAUCGACUACAUCAGGGACCUGCAGCUGGAGCUGAACUCGGAGUCUGAAGUCGGGACCACCGGAGGCCGGGGACUGCCUGUCCGCGCCCCGCUCAGCACCCUGAACGGCGAGAUCAGUGCCUUGGCGGCCGAGGUGAGGUCCGAGGCAGAGUAUUACAUUAUUCUUCAGUGGGAAACCGAGGCCACGGGAGGCGGGUGUCCCCCUUCCUUACUUUUCAGGCGCAUAGCUAUUUAGGGGCGACUAAUAGGAAAAAGCUCGCAUUUUCAUCGUGCCUCCUGGAGUAGAGAAAUGGGAACGCCUCUCCCCUCCUUGUCCUUUCCAGUGGGUCUCAUCCCUUAUCUCGCUCUGGUGUUCACAGGCGGCAUGUGUUCCAGCCGACGAUCGCAUCUUGUGUCGCUGAGGCGGCGCACUGAGGGACCAGAUGGACUCCAGCCCUUCAGGAGGCAAGAGGAAAAAAGUGCUCUCGGUUCCCCAGGGGAUCUCUGGGAAAGACACUACCGCAGCCACCGGACUCUUGGCGGAUCGGUCCAGUGGGUAGAGGGUUUGAUCAACAGAGCCUCACCCUCUCCACCUUUCAGCCUCCAGAGACUUUGGGGAGGGGGUUAAUCAACCCCGCGUGUUUCUGUUUUAUUGAAAAAGCAGACAUUUUUUUUUAAAUGGUCACAUUUCGUGCUUCUCGGAUUUCUGAGGAAAUAUUUUGUAUUGUAUAUUACAAUGAUCACUGGCUGAAAAUAUUGUUUUACAAUAGUUCUAUGGGGGUGAGUUUUUUGUUGUUAUUAAACAAACACUUUAGAUAA
Molecule: messenger RNA, 1160 nt
Organism: Mus musculus (house mouse)
Lineage: Eukaryota; Metazoa; Chordata; Mammalia; Rodentia; Muridae
Gene: Id1
Product: inhibitor of DNA binding 1, HLH protein
Exons: 1
Coding region: 91-597 (168 amino acids)
Biological process (GO): negative regulation of transcription by RNA polymerase II; negative regulation of cell differentiation; negative regulation of DNA-templated transcription
Cellular component (GO): nucleus; nucleoplasm; cytoplasm
Molecular function (GO): protein dimerization activity; transcription regulator inhibitor activity
Source: RefSeq, marked validated